AUGGGUCAAUCGACAGCAGUACAAACCCCAGCACAGACGGAUACCGCGCCGAAAACCAAGGCAGCCCGCAUGGAAGAGUGGUCUCAGCUGCCCCUUCGAGAACGGCCCGAUAUGGAGCGUUGGCUGACGGCUAUGUCGGCCCGGUUUACUAUUGAGCAGCCAAAUGACAUGGUUUCGGACACAUCGGGAGGUGGCUACGCGAUUCCUAGGACUCCUAUUCACGAUACAUCGCAGAACUUGGGAGAUCAAUCUCAUUCCGGAUCGGUCUCAUAUGCAUGGGAACACAGGGACAACAGGGGCAGUUCGGGAAGUUCAUACGAUAUACAUCAGCCCAUGCCGUCUGCAGGUAAUUCCCCAGACGAAAUAAUCGGCGUCGAGGAUGAUGCCGGUGUCUCGGUGGGAGUGGAGACGGGACGGCCGAGCAAAGCUGAGAAGCUGUCACACAAUAACCCGAGCCUUUAUUUUUGA
Molecule: messenger RNA, 468 nt
Organism: Penicillium griseofulvum
Lineage: Eukaryota; Fungi; Ascomycota; Eurotiomycetes; Eurotiales; Aspergillaceae
Exons: 1
Coding region: 1-468 (155 amino acids)
Source: RefSeq, a predicted model, not a curated record